Messenger RNA from Amaranthus tricolor (Joseph's coat), 3311 nucleotides. RefSeq names its product probable disease resistance protein At4g27220. The transcript has 2 exons. The record is from RefSeq and is a predicted model, not a curated record. Gene Ontology annotation, molecular function: ADP binding. Lineage: Eukaryota; Viridiplantae; Streptophyta; Magnoliopsida; Caryophyllales; Amaranthaceae. Bases 141 to 3149 code for a protein of 1002 amino acids.
CGAGUCCGACCCACGCCAUCCCUACAUCAAUUUCCUUAAUUUCUGAUUAUUAGUGUCAGUUAUCUUCUGCAGCUGACUCUUUGUAGCAAAACCACACUUUUAUCCCAAUCCACCAUUUCCAACCAGAUUGUUCGAUCAGGAUGUCGAAUAGAUUGGAAGCAAUAUUAACUUCAGGAGCCGGACAAGCAGCCGGAUCACUAGUUGGGCCAGUAACUGAUGCUGGGAAAGGAAUAUACAGUUGUCUGAAGCGUAAAUAUGAUUAUAUCAAACACUGGGAACAUAAUUUCAAAGCACUCGAAAACGAGGCAAAUUAUCUAUUUAGCCGAGAGAAAGAUGUGAAGAAAGAGAUUGAACUCAACAGGGUAAUGAUGGAACCGACACAGGAAUGUCUUACUUGGCUGGAAGAAGUGGAAAUGAAGUCAGAACAUUUCAAAGAUCUGAAUAGUAGAUAUGAGAUUUACAAGGGAUCGUGUGGACCCCGUCAGUUGUUCACUCGUCUGAACUUGAGCAAAAGUUUUGUAAAAUUAACCAAUUCCGUCAUUGAUCUCAAAGACCGAAUGAGCCUUGAUCAUAAGUUUCUAAGAGAACGACCAGUAGAAAGGGUUCAUAAGAGCUCCCCGAUGAAAAUCAAUGUUUCAACGCUUUGUAAGAAUGUGGAGAAGCUCAUAGAGUUUCUUAAAGACAGUUCCAUAACAAAAGUUGGAAUAUGGGGGAUGCCUGGAGUCGGGAAAACAACAAUUCUGGAGACUUUAAGCUUCGAGGUAGAAAAGAAUCAGAUGUUUGAUAUUGUAAUAUGGGUAACUGUGCCAAAGCAGGGGGAUCCUUUUCUGAUACAACAAAAGAUCUUGAAGCAGUUGAAUGUGAAAGUUGAUGGAAUUGAUGAUCAACAUCAUGCAGCAACUUUGAUAUCAAAUGCACUCGAAAAUAGAAAAUAUUUGCUCCUUUUGGAUGAAGUUACAUCUGAAAUUAAUUUUUGUGACAUAGGGAUUUCAAGCAGUCAUAUGCAAGGGAAAGUGGUAGUAGCAACAAGAGAGAGGAAUAUUUGUGACUCAAUGGAGUUGAAUGAAGAUUUUCAAGUAGAUAGAUUGUCGAGAGAAGAUGCACGAAAGCUUUUCCGUGAUGUUGUAGGAGACUCGUUUGAGCAUCCAGGAAUUAGGCCAAUAGCCGAAAAAGUGCUGAAACAGUGUGGAGAUUUACCACAUGUCAUUAAGGCAGUAGGAAUUCAUUUGAAAGGAAGACGUACAGAAGAUUUUUGGAGGAAUACGCUAUCAAAAUUGCAAUCUCCUAAUAUGGGUCAGCUCAAGUAUAUGGAAGAGGUUUUUACUGCCUUUCGACUCAUUUAUGAAGAGUUGGAGGAAAAUCUAAAAAAUUGCUUACUCUACGGAGCUUCUUUUCCCGAAGACUAUGACAUCUAUCGAGACUAUUUGGUUGAAUGCUGGAAGGCAGAACAACUGAUUGGCAUAGAUCAUACAUUGAGGGAAGCAUGUGAAGAAGGAAAUACGAAUGUGGAAAAUUUGAUUGAUAAAUGCCUAUUUGAUCGAUGUAAAAACGCAAAAUAUGUCAAGAUGCCGAUCAUAUUUAGAAAUUCUGCUCUUCGAGUGGCUAAAAGUCACCAAAACUUUGAUAUAUUGUUCAGAAAGGAUGAAGAAAUUUAUCCUUCUGUGGAAAAAUGGAAGGACGCUAGAGUGAUCUCUCUGAUGAAAUCUGGUUUACACGAGCUGCCUGAGAAUCCUGAAUGCCCAAGUGUUUCAUCUAUAUUUCUCCAGAAGAAUGAAAAUUUAUUAACAAUACCAGCAUUAUUCUUCAAAUGUAUGCCCACCCUUAAAGUUAUUGACUUGUGUGAAACAGGCAUCAAGGUUAUUCCAUCCUCUAUUUGUGAGUUGACUAGCCUUAGAGGGCUUUAUCUUAAUGGUUGUUGCCAUUUGAUGCAUCUGCCCGAUGAAGUUGAAAAGCUUAAUAAUCUUGAAAUACUUGACAUCCGCAACACUGGGAUUCAUGGUUUACAAGAAGUGAUGGGGAAACUAACUAGUCUUCGUUGCCUUCGAGUCUCAUUCUCUAAUGAUUCGAGCAUCCAAAACCAUGUCCAGUGCAACGGUGCAGAUGUAUCCCCAUCCGAAGUCUGCAAACAACUUCUCUUUUUGGAAGAGUUGGCCAUUGAAGCAAAUCCUCCGCACCCAAGGUGGAACGAAAUAGCCCCAGAAAUUGCCGUGCAAGUAGCCCAGCUCAGGAAUUUAAGCGCUCUUUCUUUCUACUUUCCAACCAUUCAAUCCCUUCAAAAUUUUACUAGAACUCGUAACUCUAGGAAGAAUGGCACUUCUCGCAAUGCAGGCGACUUUAGAUCAUUCAACAUCUUUGUAGGAUCUCAUCAUGAAUCACAUAACUUGCCUCCAUUUGAUGUUUUCAAUUGUUCAGGUCGAAGGUAUCUUGUAUAUUCCAAUGGAAAAGGCAUCCCAGAUGGAAUCAAAGAUGUGCUUCAAACUGCUAAUGCCUUCAGACUCAUAGGUCAUCAGGACGUCACAUGUUUCACGGACUUUGGUAUUCAUAACAUGGAGUUUCUGGAAGUGUGCGAGGUGAAAGAGUGCAAUGCAGUGAGAGAUAUUGUGGGGGAUAAUGUGGCCGGUACUCAUGCCUUCCGAAUGCUAAGGGAACUGUAUUUGUUCGAGUUGCAACAAUGUAACUGUAUUUGCCAAGGCCCUGUCGCAUCAGGUACUUUUGCACAAUUAACAACUUUGAGUUUGUGUGAGUGUCGAAGUAUUGAGAAAGUUAUUACUACGGACAUGGCGAAAAAUCUGAGAAAGCUGCAACAUUUGAGAAUAGAAAAAUGCUGUCGAGUAAAGGAAGUAAUUGAAACAGGGAGUCAGGCUGGUGAGAGUGAUUUAUUACCCAAGUUGCAAACACUAGAACUUGUGAGCCUUGAAGGAGUAGAAAUUAUUCAUGCUGAAGAUUGUUUUGAAUGGCUUGCACUGCAACAAGUAGUAAUUGUGGAAUGUGAGAAGCUUACCAGUUUUUGCUUGAACAAAACGAAUGCUACAAAGUUACGGAGUAUUAAAUGCAGUGAAGCUUGGUGGGGAUCACUCACAUUGGAUGAUCAAGUCAGAGCACAUCUUCAGGCCUUCUGUUUCUUCAUUGACCAUAAUUAUAGCAUAUAGUUAGCUCCAUUUCAGCUUCAAAUUCAUUUCUUUUCAGCUUCUUCACAUGCUAUUUUCUGUGUUUUCUUUCACUUAGUUUUUUUUGUUUGUUUUCUGUUUAGUUCAGUAGGUUGUUGGGUCAGUUAGUUACAAGAUUUUUACAUUCUUUUCUUAUUAUAUAUA